Messenger RNA from Paramuricea clavata, 1360 nucleotides. Lineage: Eukaryota; Metazoa; Cnidaria; Anthozoa; Malacalcyonacea; Plexauridae. The record is from the annotation of a GenBank genome assembly.
AUGGCUGAAAAUACCGAUUUUAACGAAGAUAUAUUAAACGCGAACCUAACGGGUUAUUCAGAUACUGAUGAUGAUAAUGAUGAUGAUAAUGAUGAUGCUGCUGCUGCGAAUAAUGUUGAAAAUACCGAUCAGACCGACGAUGUGUAUGAUGAUAACACAGAUGCGGUACAAAGAGAUGCAGUAGAUACUGAUGAAAAUAUUCAACCCUAUGAUGGAGAUAAUAUUUCGGAUUUUCAUACUGACAAUGAUUUUCAAAAUUGUGAACCCGAAGAAGAAGCGGGAUUAGACGAACAAGUAAUACAGGGGUUUUUAAAACAUCUAAUGCAACUACAAGAACAAGUUGUGAAGAAAAAGAAAGAGAAUCGUCUCAUUCCAUGUGUUUCGAAUUUUAUGAAAUUAGAUUUUGAUCAAAAAGGCCAACAAAUUUCUCCAACUAUUACGAGACAUCUGUUACAUGUGUGUGAUUUAAUUGUCCGUAACAAACUUGAUAUUAAAAUAGAUCAUGGUGAUCGAGGUGUUUUAGAACAUAUUACCAGUAAAGAUUGUCCAAAGAAAGAUAUAAAAUUUACACUUGUAGAAGAUAUGCGCAUUCACGGUUAUAUUCGGAAAGCCAUCAGACAACUGGAGUCGAUCAAGAAAAAUCAUCCACAAGAAAAUGGGCGAAGAAGUCAAACGGUUAGCGUUGAUAGACGCGAAUAAAUUUAACAACCUGAUGGACAUGCUUACUAAAAAUAACGCAAGAGACGAAUUAUUGAACAACGCAAAACGAAGCAGCGAAGAGGCAGGUCUUAUUGAAAGUCGACAGGAAGUUAAAAAAUCUGUUAAAAAUAAUUCUUCCACGGCCGGCAACGACAUCAUUAAUUUUCUAAGAAAAACGGAAAGUUAUCGAAAAUCUGUCGGUCUUGAUCAAAUCGUAGAUGAUGAUGAUGAUGUGAGCGGGGGUAAUACACCCGUCCCGGUGACAGCGGGUGCGUCGGGUGCGGGUCAUAAACCCGGCACAGUUGCUGCUUCGGCAGCAAAAAUCGAAGAACAUUUACGAAAACACAAUGUAAAACCGAUACCGCAAGGUAUUAAAUAUGGAGACAGUGAAAUGGGUAUAUCCUAUCAGGAUAUGAUGGAAGAUUUAACACGAAACUACACCCAAACCCAACCAAAUCUAAAUGAAAACAACCGUCGUAGGGUAUUGCUAUUAUUAAAAAAGACAAAUAUGCCAAUUUCAUAUAUUCGAAAUAAAAGAAUUAAAGAAGAGUACAAACAAAUUUUGAAUCAAAGCAAACAGCCUCGCAAACCACCCACAUUCAUUCCUAUACCACAAACGAGUUCUGGUAAAAGAAGAAAAAGGGGAUAUCUUUCAGAUUAA